AGACAAACAAGCAGAUUGUACUUACUUACUGGUUUAUUUCAUGCACUUUGUAGACAGACCAGCACCAGACGCAGACCCGCGUGCAUUUCGAACCGUCCUACAAGGUCACGUUUUUUCCCCUGAAGAUAUGUGACUUGCUUACAAUUUGAUUUUCAUUUUACAACUCCGCAACGAACGUGAAUUUUCACAAAUGGACAAUUUUCGGUAUCCAUUGGCUCGAUGGAGCCAUCGAUUGGUCCUGAUUAUGUUCUGCUUGGGCACAAUCCAGUUGGUCGCUGCUAUUGAUCGGAAUACCAUUGCGGCAGGCGCAGCAGCCUCGGCGAAAGAGCAUAGGGCGUUAGAAGCCUUGUCCAAUGGCGCAGCCGCCACAAGGUAACAUCUCUAGCUGAUUCUUUUCCCACUCUUCACUACAAACAUGCUCUUCUAAACUUCUUUGCUCUACUGACCGACUCUCCUCUGUUGCUGAUCGAGGUGAAAUCGCUCGUUGCUUACCUCUGGUCCACUCAAACUACUGUUUCAUCACACAGGUCCUUGAGAGCCGCCAAAAAUCGAGAAUUGAAGCAAGCGCCGCUAACCGGGACCGGGAAUGGCGCAAUGCAGUCGGCCAGCGUGGUAGCGGGAGGUGGUGCUACUCCUACUGCAGCAGGUGCAAAUACGAAUACAAUCAUGCAGUCGAGCGGCGUUACGGGAGGCGGUGGCGCAGCGUCCUCUGACACAAGUACAACCGACGAGGAAGGUACCGCCUGCGGGGCGAUGCAGUGCGGGUGCUGCAACUUUUGGAUCCUGUGGUCGGUUAUCGCGUUCGUCGGACUGAGUAUCAUCGGCAUGAUAGUCGUCAACUGCUGUUUCAACAAACCCGUACCCGCUCCUGCGCAGUAGUGAUGGAGAAGAUGUGUAAACAAAGCGACCACUUACUAGUUUCCAAGAGUAAGAGAACUUUGUUGAUGUCCGGAAGAGGGAAAGACCUGUUUAAUUUUUUUUUUUCAUAAGCACUACGUACUAGCUCUAGUACUGCGACUACCUAGCUAAUACUAAUUCUACGUGCCUUUGCCUCCCCCUUCUUCUACCUCAUGUACUGAAGUUGACAGUGAAUUGAAUUGAUUACCUUUGCGCCUGAAGAUCAUUUUUCCCGCCCGAGCUCAAGCCAAACCCAAAGUUUUCCUGUGUAGAUAAGGUAUUCGAUUCUUCUUUCUAGAUGUAUAGUUGAUGCCGAAAUUCGAAGGUAGCUUCGCGGUCUGUUACUGCUCGCAAACAUGAUUCCGCUUAUUGGGUCGUUCUCGCAGGCAGAUUGAGCGUCGCGGGGCCGUGCAUUGGACCCGUGGGGAAUGUUUACCGACUCACCUCGCGUGUGCAGUGCGCUUUCACGGUCCCCGUGUCUGGGUGUAAGGUUAUGCGCGAAUGCAAUCUUCUUGUUCUUUUUCGGUGAAAAAAAUUUAUUCGGUUUGUUUACAUUUUCCACCGGGAUCAAGAG
Amoebophrya sp. A120 is the source of this 1471-nucleotide messenger RNA. The record is from the annotation of a GenBank genome assembly. Lineage: Eukaryota; Dinophyceae; Syndiniales; Amoebophryaceae.